AGAGAGAGAGAGACAUAUAUACAGAGAGAGAAGAAGAGAGGGAGUGUGACAGAGGAGAGCUUCGUAGCGCGCGGGUUAGAAACCUCGUUCAGUGCGGAGAGGAUGAAUCCGUGUUCGUCCGGCGACACGACACAUCGAUUCGCCGUUACUAUGAACGAACUCGGGGAAUGCGGUGGAGAUUACGCCGCGACGAGGAUCAUUGUGACAACGACGACGACAUGCUGGACCCGAACAACAUGGAAGUGGAACCGCGAGGAAGCCGAGUUGUGCUAGUGCCCGGUCCCGCGCUGUUCCGUCGUCCGCGACAUAAAUAAACUCGUGGAUGGUUGAAGAAUCAUACGGAAUAUAUAUACAUAUUGUACGCGUCUUAACUGCAUAUAGAUAACGCGAUAUUGAAUGCGCGAAGAUCUGUCGCCGAGUGGAUAAAAAGCGUUGAUUGUCGCUCGUUCUCCGUUCCUCGUCAUUCUCUUUCCCCGAGGGGGAUAUACGUCUUGGACACGCGCGUAGUAAUAAUGGAGACAUUAUUGCCCGGCAAUACCGCCGCUGGUCAAUCGUACAGUCCGCAGUUGAAGACCGUCCUCAAGACCUAUCAGCUGUCAGCUGUCAAGAGCCUGCAGGGUCCCAGCUCGGCCCUGCUGGGCAUGGACUGUAAGGCCUUGCUGCACGAGCAACAGUCGGCGACCUCGUGCUUCUCGCCACCCACCGUCAAUCGUCCAGCAGCCAACUGCGGCCUGGAGUCACCCGUGGAAUCGCAACCGCCAAAGGACGUUGUCGAGAAGGAGAGUCGCGAGACGUCGGCACGCACGUUGACGCCCGUUCCGAAAGCGCCUCGCUCGCUGGAGGAUUCGGACGAGGAUCGUCCCGCAGCGGUGGAACGCCCGAAGGUUGUGUGCGAGAAGCGCGAGCUCGAAUUUCAGAUACCGAUACUCACGGCGCCCGAUCAGAGCUGCUCUGAGAGAUGCGAGACGAUCCUCGAGGGCGAGAGGAUCUCAUGCUUUGUGGUGGGCGGCGAGAGGAGACUAUGCCUGCCGCAGAUAUUGAAUACGGUGUUGCAGGACUUCUCCCUGCAGCAGAUCAAUCAGGUAUGCGACGAGCUGCAGAUCUACUGCUCACGCUGCACCCGAGAUCAGCUCGAGGAGCUCAAGCAUUCCGGCAUCCUGCCGCGUAACGCGCCGUCCUGCGGUCUCAUCACCCAAACCGACGCCGAGAGACUCGUCAGUGCUUUGCUGUUACGGACAGAGUCCUGCGAUCCAUCCCAGAUUAAUCUAGCGCAAGACUGUCUUGAUAAGAAGAUGUGUAAGAGCGAGGAAGAGGAGGAGACGAUCGUUAAGUUCAAAGUGUAUCACGAAUGUUUCGGCAAGUGCAAAGGCAUCUUCGAUGCGAAGCUAUUUGAAACGGACGAUUCGGUAUGCAUCGAGUGUCUGGAGUGUGGCUACCAAUUCUCUCCCCAACGUUUCGUGAGACACGCUCACAGAUCUCUGGAGAACCGCACUUGUCAUUGGGGUUUCGAUUCUGCAAACUGGCGGUCUUAUCUCUUGCUCUCUCGUGAUCAACAACACUACAAUAAAUCGCUUAUCCUUUUUCGAGAGCUGAAAGAGAGGCACCUUGUAUUGAACUCCAAGCGAAAGCUAGAGCUGCGACAUGAGCACGAGAGAUUAGUGAAACGCACAAAGAAGGACAUAGGAAAGGAUGACUGUCCUGGAAUCUAUAAUGGCAACGGACUGGCAAUGUAUCAUCCUGUAUCUCAAAUAGCCACAGAUUCAUAUCUGCAGAUGCAGUGGGCAGUUUUUGAGCUCGCUGCCAGGGGCGCGGCCUUUCAGCCUUGGAACGCUGCAGGCAAUUGCAAGCACAGGGACAAUUCAUCGUUGGUGCCUGCAUAUCUCAGUCGAGGUCCGCCUGUACUGCAACAUCCCGAGCGAGUCAUUCCGCUUUCGGAGUGCGAACGUUUCGAGCCACAUUUCCAACCUAAUGUGGCAUUGGCGCCGAUACCGGCACCCGCACAGAUAGGCCAGAUACCGCCGCCUUCGUCUAUUCAUCAGCAACGACGGCAUCAUCACGAGCAUCGCCGUCACAAUCACCAUUCCUCGAGUCCCACAUGUGAGAAACAGGAGUUACUGUCGUCCGCCAGCGUCAAACUCGAGAAAACGAGAGAAUCGCCGCAUCAAGUGCCGGCUAUGGGUUCUUAUCCUCUGUACUACGUGUCCGACGAAAGUCAAAAGGAGGCGACAUCACCAAAAGACAGGAAGGAAAAAGAAGGCGAGGAAGAAGAGAGCAGCGCAGCAGUAACAUCGUCCACUGUGAGUGUGGAGCCGACGCCACUGGCAGCUUCCUCCGAAGUUGGUACCUCCUCGCCGUCGGAAAGCGAUUCAGAUAUAGAUGGUGCCGCAGCGGCGGAUCUUGAGGAGCGAUUGAGAGCACUGGAUGUGCCGCAAGAUGUGAUAGAGCUGGCGCAUCGUGUGGUGUUGGAAAACGCACAGCUACGACGUCAUCGACGAUCAGACGUUCGAGAAAUCUCUAAGUUACGCAGUCAACUGCAUAUGCAGAAGUUACAGCAACAGCAAUCUUCUACCGUCAUCGCCGAUGAUAAGAGUCAAGACAAGAAGGAAGACGUGACGGCGACGACACCGCGUUCCAGCGCGGCCGAUAGCACUGAGGGCGGUAACGAGGAGACGGACGCUGCGAAUUUACCAUCGAACAAUAAAGAGUCCGAGCCCGCCAGCGUCCUGGCAACUAAUAACGAGUCGGAUCAGUGAUUAGAAUAACGCGGAAGUUAUUUAACACUCCGACAACUGCUCAGCGAUUACCGCGACGACGCUCAUCCGUUGGCCGAAUAAGCGUGCACUGAGUUUAAUACGUUAGAUACAUAUAUAUUUACGAUUCUAAACGAAACGAUAAAUUGUCUAGGUUUAUGUGAUAUGCGACAAGCCUUUAAACGUUAUCGCAAGUAAUUCGGAAUUUUUACUGGGUAAGUAAAACACGUGCUGUCCAACUCAAAACAUCGGGCUGAUGGAGUUCUCGCGCUUCAUGCUCGUGCCUCGCGAAAUUUGAAUCGACCGACCGACCGACCGUUAUCAGCGAAGAUAGCUUGCCUUCCAUAUUCAUCGAUAGUUAUACGUCCACUUCCUAUUUGCACUUUAGCGUUCCGCGGAUAAUGAAAAAUGAUACACAUUUUUCCUCGAAAUAAAUUUCAGCUUGCCGAGUCUGUGGUACCGCGAAGACGAACGUGUUGCUCCGUUGACAUUUCGUGUUCCCAACCAUAAGAUGUUGGCGGAUUUCGAAAGAGUGAUACUCCCGAUGGGAGACGUGGCAAACCGAUGCCACGAGUUGGACAGCAACGUCAAGUAUACUUGUAUCGAUCGAUUUUUUCAUUAAAAUCGUAUGUAGAUAUUGUAUUAUAUAUCGAAAUGCGGGGAAGAGUAGAUUUAAUGGAUUAUAUCGCGCCAAUAAAAUGAUUACAUUUAAUUACAAUGUGACAUUUCGUAUAUAUUUAAUAUAUACGAAAUGUAAAGCAAGGUUUUUACGAUAUAAUAUCCUUGAAUAUAUGAAUAAAAAAGAAAGAGAGAAUGCAUAUGCGUGUGAAAGAAAGAUGGAGAUUUCUAGUGAGAAUGUAUUUAGAUUGCUUCCCAUUCACAUCUUGGUAGUCAUGAUUGCAUAAUGUAAACACAUUAUGGCAUCAUAGGUGUACGUUUAUGAUUAAUUACAAUAUCAUGACGAAAUAAUGCUAAAGUACAAAAAACCUAGGUGCUAUAUUGUUAUUCUAGGUAUGCUGUAAGCAUAAACCUAGGUGUGUUCCAGCAGCUCGUACCAUAUUGUAAUAGCCAGAACGUUAUAUACACGUUCCAAAAAAAA
Messenger RNA from Pogonomyrmex barbatus (red harvester ant), 3849 nucleotides. RefSeq lists its product as uncharacterized. Gene Ontology annotation, biological process: negative regulation of BMP signaling pathway. The record is from RefSeq and is a predicted model, not a curated record. Lineage: Eukaryota; Metazoa; Arthropoda; Insecta; Hymenoptera; Formicidae. Gene Ontology annotation, cellular component: nucleus; cytoplasm; transcription regulator complex. Gene Ontology annotation, molecular function: SMAD binding; DNA-binding transcription factor activity, RNA polymerase II-specific; RNA polymerase II cis-regulatory region sequence-specific DNA binding.